Hermetia illucens (black soldier fly) is the source of this 6542-nucleotide messenger RNA. It is a transcript of the gene Nos, whose product is annotated as nitric oxide synthase. The record is from RefSeq and is a predicted model, not a curated record. Bases 925 to 5043 code for a protein of 1372 amino acids. Gene Ontology annotation, molecular function: flavin adenine dinucleotide binding; NADP binding; FMN binding. NCBI's taxonomy places the organism in Eukaryota, Metazoa, Arthropoda, Insecta, Diptera, Stratiomyidae. Gene Ontology annotation, biological process: nitric oxide biosynthetic process. The transcript is spliced from 20 exons.
AAGCUCAGAUUCGGAACAGGCCGUAUCGAAAAGUGAAAGAGCUUUCCUUUCAUAGUAUCUGAAUCGUAGGAAAAUCUGAAAAUUUCUAAUUUGCUUGGAAUUUCUAUCUGGAAGGUAAUCGGCGCGAUUUUUACCUUUGUUGUGUAUUCGCUACUGAAUUUGAGUGGUUUUGAACGAGUUGUGGAAAUCUCUGCAGUGUUUUGGGAAAUACAGUCCAAGCGUUCUUUUUUUCGGAAUUCGUUAUUUCUGCGGAACGGAUGUAAAGUUAUUUGGAAAUUUCGGAAGAGCGCAUAGCAUGAAUUUGUGAAGUUCUAAGUUGUAGAGUUGUUAAAAUAUAAUAAUUGUGUACAGAAGUUUUUAGAUAAUACAGUCUUGGAACUUUCUUUUGGAUCAGUGUUCAGUGUAAAUAAGAAGUUAAAAUCAACUUUUGCUUUCUUUCGUAAGACUUUCGGGCCCCACAGAAUUCAACGCUGCUUUGAAGAAAAGGCCAGACAUCUACAGGGCCACCGAAAACGAGGAAAAGCAACAAGUUAAGCAGUUUCGAAACCAGCAAACACGCAUACAUAUGUAGAAAAGGAAUAGUGAAGAAAUCAAACUCCAAUAGCGACGACAGACAUAAUUUCAAAAAAACAUAAUACAAAACAGGCUACGAAAUGCAAAUCCUUAAAUCGAAUGCUAUGUCCUGAUCGUACCCUUUGUUGUGUUGACCAGUGGAAAAAAGCGACUUUAACAGGAUUACAAGCUCUAGUGGUAUUCCACGAGGUUGUUGCUUGUGAAAAACGAAACGACAAAAAACCUUUUAGACAAACGCCUUAACAAGCAAAACACCAAAGUGUACACAGGCAGUUUUCAAGGGCUUUACGAAGCCAAAAGUACGCAGAUUCCGGAUAUUAGUCGUUCCUGCAGAACACAAAAGUUCGAAUCAUGAUGUCGCAUCACUUCAAUUCGAUGCUUGAACAUUUGCGAAUUGGUUCGCUUCGAAAGGCUAAGUCAACUGAAACUGAAAAUUCAGAAACAGCAGAGUCGAAACGUCCCCCACCGGAGGGCGAGGACCCUAGACACAGGGAGGCUGGCAUUGUCGAGAAUGCUAAUGCGGAAUCCGGGCGUCGCGUCAGUGAUUUGAAUCGGUUGCCAAACGGUAUGAUUUUGAGCGAAGGUGGAAGUCCUCGAACCGGCUCUCCACGGAAUUCCAUCCCUGCCCUUGACUCUGAGCCAUACCGAAACCAUACUGGAAUCGAUGUAUGCCCUCCGUUGGGUUCAUUGAAGAAAUCCCAAGCUUGCGAACCCAAAUAUAAACAACAGGAGAAAAAGCGUUUGAGCAUAUGCGUUCCUAACGGGCAAAUUCGUAGUGAAAAUUCAAAUGGAGUGACGGGUUCCUCGAUGGGGGGAGCAGGAACUAUUCCGAUUGUUACUGCAACUUCCGCAUCCCCGAACUCAACAGGCCAUCAUCGAUCUCGUGAACUAUCCCCGACACCACGUAAUCAACAACGUAAAUUCUCACAGGAUAUUCGCUCGCGGGCGGGCAGCUUUGUUAAUAUGGAUGAGGACGGACGUAGUGCUUUGAUUCGGAAACCAGCGAAACUGAAAAAUGUUAGCACAAAAGCUGAAUCCUACGAUACGCUUCAUACUAAAGGACGUGAUGUUCUACAAUGUGCUCGUAAUACAUGUCUAGGGAGCACAGUGCAUUUUACUGUAGCGAGUGCGGAACCGAGAAAAGCGGACGCUGUAUUGGAUCACGCCAAGGAUUUUUUAGAUCAAUACUUCACAUCAAUUAAACGACAUGCAUCACCUGCUCACGAGGCUCGCUGGCAACAAGUCCAAAAGGAGAUCGAGUCAACGGGCAGCUAUCACCUAACCGAAACAGAAUUGAUUUAUGGCGCAAAGCUGGCAUGGAGAAACUCCUCCAGAUGUAUUGGGAGGAUUCAGUGGUCAAAGCUUCAGGUAUUUGAUUGCCGAUAUGUAACUACAACGAGUGGAAUGUUUGAGGCAAUUUGCAACCACAUCAAAUAUGCCACAAAUCGGGGCAACCUCAGGUCAGCCAUUACGAUAUUCCCGCAACGAACAGAUGGACGCCACGACUACCGAAUUUGGAACAGUCAACUGAUUUCGUAUGCUGGCUACAGAAAUCCAGACGGAACAAUUCUCGGUGAUCCACUGAAUGUGGAAUUCACAGAGGUCUGCAUCAAACUAGGAUGGAAAAGCAAAAGGACUGCUUGGGAUAUUUUGCCUCUUGUUGUGUCGGCCAAUGGGCAUGAUCCGGAUUAUUUCGAUUAUCCACCAGAGCUUAUAGUUGAAGUUCCAUUACAUCAUCCCACAUAUCAAUGGUUUGCAGACAUGAAUCUCAGGUGGUAUGCUUUGCCGGCCGUCUCCAAUAUGCUGUUCGAUUGCGGAGGCAUUCAAUUUACGGCCACGUCGUUCAGUGGCUGGUAUAUGUCAACGGAAAUUGGCUGUCGGAAUCUCUGUGAUACGAAUCGUAGGAAUAUCCUUGAGGCCGUAGCACUCAAAAUGGAUUUGGAUACCCGCACACCAACCUCUCUAUGGAAAGAUAAGGCCUUGGUUGAAGUUAACAUUGCCGUUUUACACUCGUUUCAAAGUAAAAACGUUACAAUCGUAGAUCAUCACACAGCCAGCGAAAGUUUUAUGAAACAUUUUGAGAACGAAUCGAAACUCAGAAAUGGUUGUCCAGCCGACUGGAUAUGGAUUGUUCCACCCCUGUCAAGUUCAAUUACUCCAGUAUUUCACCAGGAAAUGGCACUAUACUAUCUCAAACCUUCAUUCGAGUACCAGGAUCCGGCUUGGAAAACUCACGUUUGGAAAAAAGGAAGGGAUCAGGGUAAAAGUAAAAAACCGCGAAGGAAGUUCCAUUUCAAACAGAUUGCGAGGGCUGUGAAAUUUACAUCGAAAUUAUUUGGACGUGCUCUUUCCCGAAGGAUAAAAGCUACUGUUUUGUACGCGACGGAGACCGGAAAGUCUGAACAAUAUGCUAAACAGCUGGGUGAACUUCUAGGACAUGCAUUUAACGCUCAGGUAUACUGUAUGUCGGAUUAUGACAUCUCAUCGAUUGAACACGAAGCACUUCUCCUUGUGGUUGCAUCGACUUUUGGAAAUGGAGAUCCACCGGAGAAUGGAGAGGUAUUCGCACAGGACUUGUACGCCAUACGACUACAAGAGAGUGGGGAGAAUAUUAAUGGGGGCAAUACGAGCGUUACCAUGGGAUCAUCUAAGUCCUUCAUGAAAGCCAACUCAAGACAGGAUUUCUCGAAAAUUGCAUUUCAGCAAGUAAAGAAAAUUGACCGCUUGGAUUCGUUACGUGGCUCAACUUCUGAGACGUUGACUGAAGAAACAUUUGGACCACUUUCAAACGUACGAUACGUUUCUGAAGGUUGCAUUAAAAGGCUUCUGGGAAUACCGACUCCAUUGAGAUUUGCAGUUUUCGCCUUGGGAUCAUCUGCUUAUCCUAACUUUUGUGCAUUUGGAAAAUAUGUGGAUAAUAUACUUGGUGAGUUGGGUGGUGAACGACUUUUAAAAUUGUCCUUUGGAGACGAAAUGUGCGGCCAGGAACAAGCCUUUCGAAAGUGGGCACCAGAAGUGUUUAAGGUCGCCUGUGAAACAUUUUGUCUUGACCCCGAUGAGACAUUCUCGGACGCAUCGUUCGCGCUUCAAAAUGAAUCGUUAACACUGAACACAGUACGUUUGAUAUCGUUCAAGGAAACUGCUCCUAUUGAGCAGCUUCUUAGCAAAUUCCACAACAAAAAUGUCGCCAAGUAUCAUUUGAAAAGGAAACCUGUUAACUUGCAUGGUGAGAAUAGCACUGCCCGAGCAACGAUACGUGUGGAAAUUAUAGCUCCUGGUGUCAAUUAUGAACCUGGUGACCAUGUGGGAAUUUUCCCAGCAAAUCGAAAAGACAUUGUGGAUGGAAUACUCAAGCGACUGACAGGAGUAGACGAUCCUGAUGAAAUAUCACAAUUACAGAUACUGAAGGAAACACAUACGUCGAACGGAAUCUUCAAAUCUUGGGAACCUCAUGAAAAGAUUCCAACGUGUUCGAUCCGAACUCUCUUGACGCGCUUCUUUGAUAUCACGACCCCACCUUCAAGACAACUUUUAACUCUCUUCGGAACUUAUUGCGAAGACAAGGUAGACGCCGAAAGAAUUAACAUUCUGGUAAACGAAUCAUCGGCUUAUGAGGAUUGGCGACACUGGAAAAUUCCCCAUCUUUUAGACGUACUUGAAGAGUUUCCCUCAUGCAAACCACCGGCUUCCUUACUUUUAGCUCACCUUACACCGCUUCAACCAAGAUUUUAUUCAAUAUCAUCCUCACUUAAAAAAUAUCGUGACGGUGUCCACCUUACUGUCGCAGUGGUAAAAUAUAAGGUGGAAGACGGAGACGGAGCCGAACAUUUUGGGGUAUGCUCAAAUUACCUCGAGGGACUCGAUGAAGGCGAGGAAAUCUAUAUGUUCAUCCGUAGUGCUCCUAGCUUCCAUAUGCCUAACGACAAUACAAAGCCGGUCAUCCUCAUAGGACCAGGGACCGGAAUCGCCCCAUUCAGAUCAUUCUGGCAGGAUUGGGAAAUGAAAGCACUGGAAGAAAGUGAUAACAAGCGUAUGCCAAAAGUUUGGCUAUUCUUCGGCUGUCGGACGAAGGAGCUGGAUUUGUAUCGCGAAGAAAAAGACAACAUGGUUAAAGUGGGGAUCCUGGAUCGAGUAUUUUUGGCACUUUCGCGAGAGAAAGACAUUCCAAAGACAUACGUUCAGGACUUGGCUGUACGUGAAUCGGAAGCACUUUAUGAAAUUGUUGUUUUGGAGAAAGGUCACGUGUACGUAUGCGGAGAUGUUACAAUGGCUGAGCACGUCUACCAGACGAUAAGGAAAAUCAUUGCUAAAAAGGAGGAUAAAUCGGAAGCGGAAGUUGAAAAGUAUAUGCUAUCGAUGAGGGACGAAAAUCGAUAUCAUGAGGACAUUUUCGGCAUCACCUUAAGAACAGCAGAAAUCCACAAUAAAUCACGGGCUACAGCUCGAAUUCGCAUGGCAUCACAGCCGUAAGAAAGCACUGUCAGAGAGAAUGCAACAAUUUGCUAUAUAUAGAAAGGUAGGUAAAUGCUGAUAGUAGUGACAGAUGGUGCUACGGUUAAGACAAUGAUGAAGGUGAUAGUGACAAUGAAGAUAACGAUCCUGCUGUCAACAACAACGACAAAAAAACGAAAGUUUAUUACUUGCGGAGUGAAUAGUUUGUAACGAGAUAAGUUCUAGGAAUGUAGCAGAUGAAGACAAAAGAUGUAGCACCAAACUUCUCAAAUGAAUACAAUAAAUGAUUUUGUGGACAAUAUUAUGUGUAUCGUAGCAACUGUAUUUGUUUGUACAUUUUCACCUCUGCUGGUAACCGACUGACUAUCCUUUUUCAACUUCAAUUUCAUUGAUUAAAGUAAAUUAACAAAAAUGCGCCGAUUCAGUUUCGUUAACAUUUUAAAUCUGUUCUAUAUAGUAGACUGUACAUUUCACCUUUUCAGUAGCCCGAUUUUCUACUACCCACAACUUGUAUAUCAAAUAAAAUACUAUCAACUUCACUUCCUCCUCUAAACGAAAUUCCAUCGUAAAAUAAGAUAAAAAAAACGAAAAGAAUUACCUUAAACAAAAUCAAAAUUAAAAAAAAAAACUAUAAAUUAUUCCUUGGAGCUUUUUGUAUAUAUAAGUAUCUUUCCAUUUUAAACAAACUAAAGCAAUAAUAUAUUUUGAACUAAAGCCUUUUACAUUGAAUAAGGUAAAACCGUUUAAUUCUUAUGUUGUCAAUUAACUUUUAGCCUAAAUCUUUAAUUUCCUCUACUAUUGCUUUGUAUAAUUUAUUAAUGUAAAGCUUCAAGCUAUCUUUUCUAAAGCUGACAAAUUUGGUGCACAAUUUUCAAACUGUUUUGCACAAUUUUGAAAACAGUUACAUUGUUAACAAAGGGUAAUAUAAUUUAAUCAUAGAUAUCUCCUUGUGCACUUAGCAGAAUAGUCAUUUAAAUAUAAAUCAUAUAUAAUCAUGUUGAAUAAUUCAUCUCAGAACUUUUAUUAUAAAAUUUUACAUAUCGAAAGCAAUUAUAAAAAUUCAAAAAUCACCUCAGAACUUACGCCUAAACAAAAAUUAACAGAGCUCAAAACUCCAAUUCAAAAUCAUAGAAACUUUGUCCCCUUAAGAAACUCAAUCAUUCUGUAAAGAUUUUGUAAAUAUGUACAAAGAUGACUGAAGAACUUUUCUAAAAUUGUAAAUUACCUUGAAGAAAGCCUAACUAACUUUUCUCAGAACAAUUCAAAUCAAAAACACUCUUAGAUAAUUGUUUUCGAACAAUCACUUUUAACGUUCACUUCUGACGCUACUUUAAAUAGAACAACUUUACUCAAAACUUUCCGAGUUUUUCAAAAGAAAUUAGCAAAAAUUUAAUUCUUAAACAAAUAAAUAAACAUCCAAAAACCAAAAUUUUCAAAUAGACGGAAGCUAAAUUUUCUCUAAUAAUAUUGUAAAAUAUUGUAUACUUUAUUGGUAUUUUAUGAUUCAUUGAAUUAAC